AGGCGUGCCUGGCCGCCAGAAGAUGAACUGCAUCCGCCAACCCGUGCCGCCAAGCGUCUGUUUACCCCGGACAUCAAGCGAAUGUUAAAGGAUUGGCUUAUCCGACGCCGAGAGAAUCCGUAUCCUAGUCGGGAAGAGAAAAAACAACUGGCAGCUGAGACUGGUCUAACAUAUACCCAGAUCUGCAACUGGUUUGCCAACUGGAGGCGAAAAUUAAAGAACUCGGAGCGGGAAAAGGCCAAGAAGUCAUGGGGUCAUCUAAUCAAAAAUUAUAACCACAAUGCCCGAGGAAAUGUUGAGCAGUUUAGCAUCUCAUCGGAGGACAGUAUUUGGGAGGAGGAGAUGCGCUCCUGUCCAGCGGAGGAUGAAGACAACUACUACGAUGAUGACGAGUUGUCCAGUCACAGCACUGGCAGCGAUGGAAAUGCUAACAAUGCAUCCACCUCCGCGUACAAGCCCAACUUUUAUGUGGAAUCUGCGGAUUUGGAAGAAAGGAUACCCCUUUUGACCACUGUGGCUGCGGGAAAAGCCAAGUAUAAGCACCAGAUGAUGGAGAAGUACCUGCGCGAUAGCUCUACAGUGGAGGACGAAGUCCCUAAGCCUGCAACUCAACUUAAUAAGUGGCUGGAAAGUGCAGCCAAGUUCACACCCGAUCGAAAUAACUAUCACAUUGAGUGGAAUACAAACAGACAAAAAUUGAAUGGCAAUAAUGGGCAGGAUCGACAUAACCAGAGUCAAGUAAUCUUCACCAGCGAUGCAACGGCAGCGGCGGCGCUCGAUGAUCGCUGGAUGCUUCACCACAAGGAUGAGCUCGAUGCCGCUGAAGCUCUGGCCAAUAUGGCCUUCAAUUGUAGGCAACGCUGGCACCAUCAAACCACCACGAUCAGCUCCUGAGCACCACCGAAGAG
Messenger RNA from Drosophila bipectinata, 908 nucleotides. Its product is annotated as homeobox protein Mohawk. Lineage: Eukaryota; Metazoa; Arthropoda; Insecta; Diptera; Drosophilidae. The record is from RefSeq and is a predicted model, not a curated record. Gene Ontology annotation, cellular component: nucleus. Gene Ontology annotation, biological process: cell development; muscle organ development; regulation of transcription by RNA polymerase II. Gene Ontology annotation, molecular function: DNA-binding transcription factor activity, RNA polymerase II-specific; RNA polymerase II cis-regulatory region sequence-specific DNA binding.